Messenger RNA from Actinia tenebrosa (Australian red waratah sea anemone), 400 nucleotides. RefSeq names its product transcription factor Atoh7-b-like. Gene Ontology annotation, biological process: regulation of transcription by RNA polymerase II; developmental process. Lineage: Eukaryota; Metazoa; Cnidaria; Anthozoa; Actiniaria; Actiniidae. Gene Ontology annotation, molecular function: RNA polymerase II transcription regulatory region sequence-specific DNA binding; DNA-binding transcription factor activity, RNA polymerase II-specific; protein dimerization activity. The record is from RefSeq and is a predicted model, not a curated record.
ACAAAAGAAUGAAAGACAAAGCUAAAGCCAAUUUGCAACAACGAAAGAGGGUUGAAAGGCUCAACAAAGGUUUUGAUGACUUGAGAAGAGUCCUAAGAAUCGACAUGGAUACAUCAAAAAUUUGGACUCUAACCAAAGCGAGCAAGUACAUCGAUCAGUUGACACGAUUGCUCAAUGAAAGUACUUCUUAUGAAAAGAAUUGCGAAAGUGGUGAGAUUACUAAGUUUGAAGUGCAAGAGUUCCAGUGUCCUGAAAGAUUACACCACCACAACUAAACGCAUCGAGUUAGUAAUGCAAACAUUAACGAAAGGUUAUUUUACUUCUCAAGAGAGUUAUUUAUUGUUAUUGUUCUGUGGAGAGCCUGACUUCUCAACUCAAGCUGGCUCCCUGAUGAUAUGAA